AUGGUUUACUCGACUGUUACUAGCUCAUUAUUUGCACCGGCAAUUCGUGCUUCAUCGUCAGUUCCGCCGCCUCCGCCGAAAUCGCUUGCUGUAAAAUCCGAUUAUGUUGCUACAGGGGAAUCAGUUCAGAAAUGGCCGGGAUGGCCCGGGGAUAACAUUUUCAAGCUAGUUGUGCCAAUUGCUAAAGUUGGUGGUAUAAUUGGGCGGAGGGGAGAAGUUGUAAAGAGGAUGUGUAAAGAGACUGGUGCCACUGUUCGUGUUCUGGAAAGUUCUAUUGGCAAUGCUGAUCAAAUCGUUUUAAUAACUGGUAGAGAAAAUCCAGAUGUUGAGGUAUCUCUAGCAAUGGAUGCUGCUAUUAGAAUUUUUAAGUGUGUUGCGGGGCUAAACAAUGAUGAUCCAGGAGCAGUAGCUGCAUUUCCUUCUCGUCCUGCAUCUGCAGCUGUUUCUGAUUACCAAGACCCUUACUUACUUGAUCAUGGAACUGCCGUGGACUCCAAAACCCCACGGUCUACACUACCGCGAUAUGGACAGGAUAUUGUAACAAAGCACUUCGCUCUUGAACUUGAAUCUAUAGAAGCUCUUGAAUCUGUAGAAGCUCUUUGUUUCUGCUUAACCAUCACAAAGGUUAUGCAAGUCCCGCUGGGGUAUGCUGAGGAAAUCAUUGGUGCUGAAGGCUGUAAUAUAGCAUAUAUUCGCCGCACAAGUGGGGCAACUCUUACUGAGUUCAUUGACAACCACCAAGAGCCAGCCCCAACAAUGUAUGGGAUGGGUGAACCUGAGUUUGGUUCUUUUUCGCGUUAUGGUGACCCCUAUUCUUCAUCAUCUUCGUUUCCACCUUAG
Solanum lycopersicum (tomato) is the source of this 840-nucleotide messenger RNA. NCBI's taxonomy places the organism in Eukaryota, Viridiplantae, Streptophyta, Magnoliopsida, Solanales, Solanaceae. The record is from RefSeq and is a predicted model, not a curated record.